GGCAAACGCAAGUUGGUGAAGCCAAGAAGCUUCCUAAGCCUUCGUGACCGCUGUCUUCCACCAGCGCCUACAAAACGCCCUUCCCCCCCCUUCUCCUUUCUCCAUCCGCUAAACCCUAAAUCUUCUCUAAUUCAAUCAAAUCCCUAUUUCUCUCUGUUUCAGUCAUGUGUGGUGGUGCCUUCAUCGCCGGCUUCAUCCCCCGCCGCGACGGCCAACGCGUUUCCGCCUCCGACAUUUGGCCAAACUCCCCCUUGUUCGAUUUUAACAAAUGUCCUCCCGAUCACGAUGCUUCUCCCGUCAAACGCCCCCUCCGUUCUUCCGAGGCUUCUUGGACAGAUGAGAAGCCGAAGAAGAGGCAGAGGAAGAAUCUUUACAGAGGAAUUCGUCAGCGGCCAUGGGGGAAAUGGGCGGCUGAGAUUCGUGAUCCGAGGAAGGGGAUUCGAGUCUGGCUUGGGACGUUCAAUACGGCGGAGGAAGCCGCUCGAGCUUACGAUCGUGAAGCUCGGAAGAUCCGUGGAAAGAAAGCCAAGGUUAAUUUCCCUAAUGAAGACGAUGAGUUUUCUAUUCAAGCGCGCUGUAAUCUCCAGAAUGCGAACCCUCAAUUUCACACUCAAAUUAGGGCUAAUAAUCUGCAUAGUGUUCCUGAAAAUUCCGUGUAUGGAGAAUUCUGCUGGGAUCGGAAUCAGAUCGGUAAUUUCAUGGCCAAGGAUUUCAAUGGCAGCCGGAUUCCGGCGGUGAUUGAGGAACAAUCCGCCUCUGGAUCGGAGAAUUCUUAUUCUCCGCCAGAGAGAUCAGAUGUUUAUCAGAACAUAAACGCCGUGGAGUUCGGUGUGGAAGAGGUGGAGGAGAAGCCGGAGGAGAAGGUCGCCAUUGUUGGCACUACAGAGGAAGAGAACGAGGUGCAGAAGCUUUCAGAGGAGUUAAUGGCAUAUGAAAACUUCAUGAAGUUUUACCAAAUUCCGUACCUGGACGGACAGUCGACGGUGACGAAUCCGGCGGAAGAACAGGUGGUGGGCGAUCUGUGGAGCUUCGACGACGACGACGGCGGCCUUCACGGCUCUGUUUCGUCGAAUGACUUGUGAUGAUCCAAGAACUUGUCUUGAAUUUCUCUGUGAAUUCUGGAACCGGUUUCGAUCCUUGAGUUUGGUGUUUCAAAAUUGUGGUUUUCUUGUUUAAUUUCAGAAUCUGUUUGUGUAAUUUUCAGCGUUUGAACGAUGUCAAUUUGUUGAUAUGAAAUUGUUUUCAAUUAUUUCAGCCCCUU
This is a messenger RNA of Cucurbita maxima (winter squash), 1261 nucleotides long. RefSeq names its product ethylene-responsive transcription factor ERF071-like. The transcript has 2 exons. Gene Ontology annotation, molecular function: DNA-binding transcription factor activity; DNA binding. Lineage: Eukaryota; Viridiplantae; Streptophyta; Magnoliopsida; Cucurbitales; Cucurbitaceae. Gene Ontology annotation, biological process: regulation of DNA-templated transcription; ethylene-activated signaling pathway. The coding region runs from base 165 to 1082 and encodes 305 amino acids. The record is from RefSeq and is a predicted model, not a curated record.